AUGGGGCAAAUAAUAUCUAAAGUAAAUAACUGGGACCCGAAUUUGAAGUUAUUGAUAUUUGGAGUUAUUACCCCUUUCACAGUGUGUGUGCUUUUAUACACGAGUUUAGCAGGAGAUGAAGACAACUAGAACAACUUAACCUUAGGCUACGACGAUGAUGAAGAUCUAGACGAGAAGACAAUUGUCGGCUUGAUUGACAUGCAGUUCUAAAUCGGAGCUUUCCCAAGGAUAAGAGACGAAUUCAAUCAUAAAAGGCGCUAGUUGCUGAAAAAUCUAAAUGUUAAUUAAGCCCUAACUGAAAAUCAAACAAACAGAUAUAUUUAACUUGUUCUUGAGUACGAUCAAAAACUUGGCGCUGCUUUGGAGCGUAAUUUGGAUGAUAUUAGUGAUAUAUAUGGAGUUUCAAAAGACCAAAUAAAGAAAUCUCAGAAUAAAUACAUCAACAACAGUAACUCUCAUAAAUUACUCGCUAGACAAGAAGUUCUCUAGGCUAGAAUUCCCAGAUGGUUAGAUUCAAACAAGGCUCUUGAUAUCAAGCACGAGAUGGAGGAGUACGCAUCAAGGCAAUAAAAGUUUUUUAUGGAAUACUUAAUGAAUCAGGAAUAGAAGAGAGUCUAUGGAGCAGAUUAUUCACAAGUGAGUGAGAGAAUGCUAUAGGCAGAAGAAAUAAUGGAGUAAUCGAAUUUUGAUUAUAAUGAAGAAUCUGAUCCACUUCAAAUGGCUAUAUACAAAAGUACUACUGUUGCCAAAUAUAUAACUUUAGACAUGAUCUUAGAGAAAUCUCAUAAAAUCUCAGAGGCCCAAUUAAAAAGAAUGCUAUAUAAAUAAGAUUUCGACAAUCUAGAGUCUAAAAAGGGAAUUUUAUACAAACUUAAGAAACAAUUUUGGGGCUGA
This is a messenger RNA of Stylonychia lemnae, 894 nucleotides long. Lineage: Eukaryota; Ciliophora; Spirotrichea; Sporadotrichida; Oxytrichidae. The record is from the annotation of a GenBank genome assembly.